Messenger RNA from Bactrocera neohumeralis, 8113 nucleotides. RefSeq lists its product as uncharacterized. Lineage: Eukaryota; Metazoa; Arthropoda; Insecta; Diptera; Tephritidae. The record is from RefSeq and is a predicted model, not a curated record.
AGCGUUUGGACGCGUUUUAGUCGCUUUGCGCGUAUUUAACGUCUGCACAUUUGUUGUAUUUGUUUUUUUUUCAUCUCUCAAAUCCGCUUAGCGCGCAAUGUGUACAAACGAUUGUUCUGUUGGGAAGCUGUGUACGAAUGGCGCGAGUUUUUUUUUUUAAGUGAGAUGUGAAUUAUGAGGAAACCGAAAUUGAAAGAAUAAAUAAGAAUUGAUUAUUGCAAAUGAUUUGUACUUAAGCAAACAACAAAAAAAGUGCUUGAAAAAACAUUUAAAAAAAAAUAUUUCACGAAGUGUUUAUAGCUUGUUGGUGCAAAUAAUAAAAAUUCUUACAUAGAAAACAGCAAUCGUUGUGCCUUGCAGUGUGUCAAAUUGGCAUUGCUUUUGUGAAAAAAUAUAUAUUUUUAUUGCUGCAAAUAGCAAAUUUAUUUUGUGCGCUGUUUUAAGCGUUAAAGUCCCACAACAAUAAAAACAAAAAAAGAUAACAACAACAACAGCAACGAGCAGGCGCUAACGCGAACGGAAGUCAACAAUGUUCACAUUGGUAAUUUAAUGUAACUAAUCAGAAACGGAAACGCCACCACUUAAAGCAACAACAACAACAGCAACCGAAUACUAACAACAAUAAGAGCAACGAAGUAAGCACUAUCACUAUGAUUAAGUUUCGCUAUAAACGCAAAGAACCGGCCAACACAGCGGCCAAUACGACGACGACGACGACGACGCUGGAGGAAACGAAGAACGCAAAUAAAAACAAAAAUAACAAUAACAACAACAACAAUAAUGUUAAAAAUAGCAAUGUGGAGAGUGCGAAGGAUGCCAAAUUGGCAGCAACAGCAGCAGCAGCUGCUGCGGCGAAAGAGAAUUGUCGACCAAAUCAGAAUGCGGUGAGUCAAAAACAACAACAACAGCAGCAGCUGCAGCAACAGCUCCAGAAACAGCAAAUGCAGCAGUUACAACAGCAAAUACAACAACCAAAACAACAGCAAAAACUUCAGCAUCAGCAACAACAGCUGCAACAACAACAACAACACUACGUGCAAGCACCUGCCAACUGCAGCAGCAUCAACUCACCACUCAAGCCACAGCAUCCGCAGCACGCUCAGCUGAUCAGCAAUAAUGGCACCUUGCCACGCAGCAGUCCGCGCAAAAUGUACGAUCCCCUGUUGGACGGCUACAAGUCGGCGACGCUGACGCGCCAAACCGCCAGUAGCCGAAAAGUGUCUGCGCUCGCGAAGGUGGCGUCCACCGCCGAGUUGGCCGGUUGGGGCUACGCGUUCGGUGGCAGCAUGAGCAAUAUAAUUAACGGCAACAACAGCAACAAUAACAACAGCUAUUACUAUCGGAAGAGCAGCAGCAAUGAGCACAUCUUCGGCAGCAACGACACACUGCUCGCGCACGAAGCGGGCGGCGGUGGCGGGGAGCGCGAUCGUUGCAUAAACGCUGUGAUUGAACUUUUCCAACAACUGCAGACCAGCUCUGAACCGGCUCUAUGUCCGGAGCCGUUGCGUCGCGCCUUGGCUAGUGGUCCGCUAGCAGGUCGUCGCUUUCCGCUCGGCUGCCUAGGCGAUGCGGCAGAGUGCUUUGAAUUGCUGUUGCAUCGUGUGCAUUCGCACAUUUCGCCGGAUGAUGGCGACGCUUGCGAGUCGCAGGCGUGUGUGGCACAUCGUCGCUUCGCGAUGCGCGUCAUCGAGCAGAGCGUGUGCAAGUGUGGCGCCAAUUCGGAGCAAUUGCCAUUCACACAGAUGGUACACUAUGUCUCGGCAUCAGCGUUGACCUCACAAAAUAGUUUGGCAUUGCAAAAUCACCAGCAACUCACAUUUGGCCAGCUGUUACGCGCCGCCGGUAAUAUGGGUGACAUCAGAGAUUGUCCGAAUGCUUGUGGCGCUAAGAUCGGUAUCUGUCGCGCGCUGCUCAAUCGUCCGGAUGUCGUUUCGAUUGGCAUCGUGUGGGACUCAGAGCGACCCGCCGCUGAUCAAGUGCAUGCUGUGCUGAAGGCCAUCGGCACCAGUUUACGUCUGUCGGACGUCUUCCAUCAGGUCGCCGAACAUCGUUGGGCACAAAACGUGCAACAUGAGUUGGUCGGCAUUGUCUCGUAUUACGGUAAACACUAUACGACAUUCUUCUUCCACACCAAACUCAAGGUUUGGGUGUACUUCGAUGAUGCAAAUGUCAAGGAGGUCGGUCCCAACUGGGAAGGCGUUGUCGACAAAUGCAGUCGCGGUCGCUAUCAGCCGCUGCUGUUGCUCUACGCUGUGCCACAGCCACCUUCGGGCGGCACACAAUUCGCGCCGGAGACCACACAAUCCACGCUUGUACGUCGCGCCAUAACACCGAGCCCCAUCACGCCGGAUAAACCGAAUCUGGGCAAUACACGCCGUGCCAUCACACCAACACCGUUGCGCUCGCCCAACGACUAUCAGAAUUUGAGUGUUAUACAAAAGAACAUCUUUGCUGGCGCUGCUGUGGCUGCAACCAAGAACAACAACGCAAACAAUGGCAACAACAACAACAAUGAUGAAACCGAUGCUUAUAUACGCCGCAAGACGGUGGAGCACGUGCUGAAUGCACAGCAAUAUCAGAAUUUGAGCGUUGUGCAGGAUAAGAUCUUCGCCAACAAUAACGGUAAUGUUACGAAUGCCCAAACUGCCGAUGAGAAGGAUGGCGAUACUUUGGCCCACAAGAUCGGUAAAGUACUUAAUGCGCAGAUGGUACGCAAAUAUCAUCUGCAGCUGCAACGCAGUCAGAGCGCUGAGUCGGGACAUGUCAGCGGUGGCUCUUCGAAUGGCUCGUCACCGCCCAGUGAUGGUCUGACAAUGCCGGAUCAUUUGAAUCAACCGAGACGUCGCGAUUCGGGCAACUGGUCGGGUGACCGCAAUAGCGCAAGCUCUGCCUCAUCCACUACGCUGGAUAAUCCCUAUCUCUAUAUGGUGGGCAAACGUAAUCCACCCGCAGUGCCACAAAGUCCCACACGCAAUGGUUUACCUUACGAUCCCGGUUAUGAUUCGUUCUCGUUGAGCUCAACCGAUUCAUAUCCACCGAAACAUCAUUUGAAUCCACAACUGGCGAAGAUACCCGAGGCUGCCGCUUCAACUAUGCUCUCGGGCGAUUGCGAAAAGCUGUGUCACGAGGCCGAUCAGCUGUUGGAGAAAUCGCGUCUCGUCGAGGAAUCACACGAUCUGGAGACCGCAUUGGUACUCUGCAAUGCCGCUGCCGGACGUGCACGCGCCGCCAUGGAUGCGCCUUACAGCAAUCCGCACACCAUGACAUUCGCACGCAUGAAGCACAACACAUGCGUGAUGCGUGCACGCAGCUUACAUCGUCGCAUCUUGGUAGAGAAGGGCGCUGAUAUGGAUGCAAUGCCAGAGAUGAAGCAUAUGCGUGAGGGCAGCAACAGCAGCGUGAAGCAUGUGCGUCAAAAUAGCAAGGAUAAGACUUUGGAUAAGCUGCCGACACCGGCAAAUGCAACUGCCGCCACUGCGGCAACCGCUGCAGCCAACAAAAGCAUCGAGAUCUACGCCACGCUGCCGAAAAAGAAGAGUCCACUGAAGGCGCUAGCAGCCGCUGUGGGCAACGAUGACAAUGCCAUCGAGUACGAGCCAGCCGCACCUGUUGUUGCGAAGCCGGAGCGUGAGAGUCGCUCAAUCUUCGGCCGUAGUAGCAGCAAAUCGGAGAAGGAGAAACGCAGUCGCAGUGAAGAUCGCAAUAAGCUGACGCGUGAAUUCUCAUUGACGGAAACACUGUUGGUAAACGCCAAGGAUACGCUGAAAAAGCACAAAGAGGACAAGGACGAGAAGAAGGAGAAAGAUAAAAAUGGCAAGAAGCAGCAUAAGAUACGGCGCAAACUCUUAAUGGGUGGACUCAUAAGACGCAAAAAUCGCUCUAUGCCUGAUUUGACCGAAGCUGGCGAUGAUGCCGCCAACCAGAAGGAGGCGCCCGCACCGCUCGCCACUUCGGUGGACGACAGCUCAGUCGGUUUGAAUGGCAAGAACGGCAUGAGUGGCUACAUUUCCGAGGGUCACUUCGACUAUCGUGACUCGAAUAAUGCAAAUCCGAAUUUGGAGCGCAGCAAAUUGAUGCGAAAGAGCUUCCACGGUAGCGGACGACAAUUGACUGUGGUCGCUAAGGUAGCGCCACCACCGCCCAUGCGCACAAGCUCAGCGCUAACACCACAACAAUUGCAACAACAGCUAGCACUGCAACAACAGCAGGACGCUGCGGUGUUGCAACAUUUCCAUCACGAAGCGAAUCUCUCCAAUAUUUCGGUUAUGAGCUCCAACACCUCCAUCAGCGAGGACUCAUGCCAGACCAUUAUCACAACGUGUGCGCAGGUGCACAACGAACAGAGUCCGCUGAAGGACACCUUGUAUCAGACAACAAAUGGUGUGGCACAAUAUCAACACUAUAACGGUUAUAGCGCCACACCAGUCGAUUUGGGUCGAGAUGAAGUCGAUGUACCAGCAGGCGGCGCAAACGGUAAUGCUAACGGCAACGUUAACACCAACACUGGCAGUAAUACAACCGAUGCACCACUCGAACUACCGCCAUACCCGAGCCCACCGCAAUCGGUUUGCCAUUCGCGUCAAGCCAGCGAAGAUUUCCCACCACCACCGCCGGAGAUCGAUCUGGAGCCGCUGAAUCACCAGAUCAGCCAACUGCAAGUACUCGAAGCAAGCAAACAGCAGCGCAGCAUGGAGACGCUUGAGGGCACCACCAGCAUUUUGGCCCAACUGCAGCAGCGACAUCAACUCAUGAAGAUGCGCAAAGAGCAGGCAACACCCACCUGUGAACCCACAAAUUGGCUGAAAGAGUUACAGGCCAAGCAAACCGAUCUCAGAAAUGCCCAACAGCGUGCCACCACAGACUCGCCAAUCGUGCAGCUGACGCAGCAGUCGUCCAAUGGCGUGCGCGAACUGGCGAACCGUUUCGAACAAACGAAAGCAACCAGCACCGGUGAACAACCAUCGCUACGUUCAUACUCAUCACAGGAGCUGCUUAACCCCGCCAGCAAACCCACGAUACGCACACAAAUGAAUGGUCUACCGCCAGCGCCGCUCGCGCACAAGAGCGAAUCGGAUGAAGUGGAUUGUGCGCCUCAGCGCCUGCAACGUCUGCCGCCACAUCAGGUGCUGCCAAAGCCGAAAUACGAAGUGCCACAAUCGCAAAUCGCCGAAGAACUGCGCGAAGUUGAGAUGCUCAACACAAUGGUGCAGCAAACGCUGAGCAAUGCGCAGGUAGCGCAACAGCAACAACAACACCAGAUCCAACAACCACAACAAGGCGCGCAACAGAGCACCGCAUUGCCGAAGCGCGUCAAGAAGAAGAGCGUUUCAUUCUGCGAUCAAGUAAUACUUGUGGCGACGGCAGACAAUGAGGAGGACGAUGACUUCAUACCGAAUCCGAUUUUGGAGCGUGUCUUGCGCACAGCGCAAAAUCCCAACGAGAAGGUGACCGCGCAACUUAUACAACAACAACAGCAAAAUAUGAUACGCUUGCCAACAGAAGCGCCAUCGCGCAUAGUGCAACCGCUGCCACCAACAGUGCAACAACAACAGCAACAGCAUCAACCACAACAACAUCAUGCCCAACAACAAUUGUCGGCGUCGCUACCACUGGCGCAGCAGUCGCCAAUGUUGGGUAACGAUCGCCGGCCCUUGCCGUUGCAGGGUCAAGAUAUGCAACGCUACGUGCAACUGCAACGCCCACAGCUAGAAGCGCUGCGCCAACAGCAGCAGCAAAUUCAACAACAACAACAGCAGCAGGAGCAGCGCCAACAGCAACAAUCUGCCAUGCCAUAUAUGCCAGCGGGACAGGUGUACACGCCCGUGCAAGACAUCUAUCGCAUGCAGCACCAGCAACAACAACAACAGCAGCAACAGCCACAGUACGCAACUCAGCUGACGUCAGCGCAUCAGCAACACGCGCUGUACGAUGAGCGCAUGCAUGCCAACAACAACAACAACAACAACACCAACAACAAUCAUGCAUUGCUUGCCGCGCGCACGAGCAUGAGCGGCAUCGCUAAUGUUGCCACGCAGCAACAUAUGCAGAUGCUAGCAGCUCAACAGCAGCAACAGCAACACUUGGAUGCACAAUCCAGUUAUGUGAGCAUACCGCGCUCACACGUCAACCAUCAGCAGCAAAGCUACUCCGUGCAACUACAGAAGCACCAGCAGCUCUUGCAACAACAACAGCAACAGCAACAACUGCCAACUAAUAACGGGUACUAUCCCGGCGUGCCAGGUUUGGACACAGCACCGCUACCUUCACCCUACCAGCGCGUACCCCUGCCACACGGCUAUGCCAGCGAACAAUUCCCAUCGCCUUCCCUUAACAAUAUGCCGAAACCACAGCAUCCCUACCCCUCACCCAACACAACCACACACCUUACCAACGGCGCGCCCUCACCCUACUUCCCCGUGCCGCAAAAUGCCGCCGUCGCGCUAGCCAGCACACAGCCGCCGCAGCACACCAAGGCAUCGCACCAGAAGAAGGUCAGUUUCGAGCCCGGCACCAAAGGCGAAACGGACUCGCUCUGCAAUGGCAGCAACAACCACAGCGGCAACGCCAGCAAUUUGUCAGCAGCGUUACCGCCAAAACCGUUGGGUCUCAGCGCCGCCAUAGCCAACAACAGCGCCGCUACCACGCAACAGAACGGUCUACCGCCAGUGCUGUUGGACAGUAGCGUCAAUGUGACGGCCAUACCGACGCGCGUCUACAACAACGCCAUCGUCAAGGCAUCCGCCAAAGCGGUGGAGUGCAAUCUGUGUCGAAAGCGUCACGUCAUCGCGCCCGCCGUCUACUGCACCAACUGCGAAUACUACCUGCAGAUGUUGAACAGUCGGCGAUGAAGCAUGCGCGCCAUCAAGUAACGCGUUGGGCAGCGUGCGCUCAGCGCCAUGAAGUAACGAGCGUUGACAAGCGCGCGCUCAGCACCGUGAAGUAACGCGUUGGCCAGCGCGCGCUCAGCGCCAUUGGCGUUUUGAGCCGCCGCGCUCUUAAUAAGCAAUAAUCGCUGUGCGAAUUUAGUUUUGCAUUUCACUAGCGUUAAGCAUUCACAUUGCUCAUUAAUCAUAAUCAUAGAACUUAGUGCUAAAAUAAUUCAUAAAAUAGUUAUAAAAUUAGACUUUAAAUGGAAUUUAUGAAAUCUCAAGCAAAGCUGCCGUACAUUGCAGUUCAAGUGCAAUUUGUUAGGAAAUAAAUGAAGAAGCUUAUUGCAGACACUAGCGCAGGUAAGUAUUAACUCACACGUUAUAUUGCAUACAUACAUACAUAAAUAUACUGCAAACUGUGGCCUUUGAAGUAUCACAUGCUGUUAAUUGGCGCAAACCUAUAAAUUCUAACCUCAAAAAUUAAAAAAAAAAAUUGCAUGCAAUUCCUUUAUGGUUCUACAUAAAGAACAAUUGGCAUAUACGCAUAAAUAUAUCUGAAAUUUUAAAUAUAAAAACAACAACGAAAAUUCGCUUUAAAACCUGAAAUUUAUAAAAGCUUUUAGUCCUUGACUAUCAAAAGAAAAUGCAUAACUCUUCCACUUCGUUUAACAAAACAAAAAUUAGUUAGUGCUUGUAUAUUACAUACACACACAUCUAUGUUUAUAAUUAUUACGCAUAUAUAUACAAACAUACAUACAUUUAAAAAUAAAAUUCAUGAAAAUCUCAUAAAUUAAAACCAUUUAUAAUUAUACUUAUACAUAUAUAUACAUACAUAUAUAGAAUUAUUUAAUAUACUUAUGCUUACAUAUCUACGUUUAAAUAAAUAUUUUUUUAAAUUAGUUUUUAACGUGUAAUCGUUUGCUUGUGUGUAUGCGGCUGUCGAACGGCCCCUACACCCGCAUUCGUUUGCCUUUCACAAAGUAGUUUUACUUUAUUUUUAUCCUUAAACGCUAUUUUUACUUAAUUAUACAUAAUUUUACUUAAUUAUAUAUAAUUUUAUAAUAUUUGCUAAUUAUUUUUAUUAUUAUACAUAUUUUUAUAGUUUCCACAUCCAUAAGUUUUAUAAUGUUUUUUUUCACACAGAAAAAAAUGAGCAGACGAAAAAAACCGCUACCACUGCAAAGCAACAACAAUAAUUUGCCUAAUAAAUCAAUAAAUAAAUAAUAUCUUUUUUACAGAUACAA